Fundulus heteroclitus (mummichog) is the source of this 2036-nucleotide messenger RNA. It is a transcript of the gene scamp4, whose product is annotated as secretory carrier membrane protein 4. NCBI's taxonomy places the organism in Eukaryota, Metazoa, Chordata, Actinopteri, Cyprinodontiformes, Fundulidae. Gene Ontology annotation, cellular component: trans-Golgi network membrane; recycling endosome membrane. Gene Ontology annotation, biological process: protein transport. The coding region runs from base 154 to 855 and encodes 233 amino acids. The record is from RefSeq and is a predicted model, not a curated record. The transcript is spliced from 7 exons.
GUUAAACUACAAAAUAAUCCACGGCGCGACGCAGUCGUAGAACGGUUAAACUGGGGUCGAAAAAGCGCAUCCUGAGCGGUUCCAGCAGCCCGUCGGUUGUCGACGGAAACACGAGGAGAUAAACGGGAACCUGGGAAGAAGGGGCAUUUCAAUAUGGCAGAGAAGGUAAAUAACUUCCCUCCGUUGCCAAAGUUCCUAAGAAUAAAGCCAUGCUUUUACCAAAACAUCGAUGAGGAAAUUCCUGCGGCUCACACGCAGCUGGUGCGCAGAGUUUACACGCUUUGGAUGAUGUAUUCUGCAACUUUGUGCAUUAAUGUCAUCUCCUGCAUUGCUUGGUGGGCUGGAGGAGGAAGUGCCACAAACUUUGGUUUUUCUCUCCUCUGGCUCCUUCUGUUCAGCCCCUGCAGUUAUACAUGUUGGUUCAGACCGCUCUACAAGGCUUUCAGGGCCGACAGCUCCUUCAACUUCAUGGCCUUCUUCUUCAUCUUUUUCCUGCAGUGUGUCUUGGCCCUCAUCCAGUCUAUAGGCAUCUCUGGAUGGGGAACAUGCGGCUGGAUUGCCACAGUGAUGUUUUUCAGCUACAAUGUGGGCUCGGCUAUAGUGAUGCUUAUUACAACUCUGCUCUUCACUGUGGUGACCAUAUUAAUGGCGCUGGUUCUCAUUAAGGUGCACAGACUGUACCGAGGCGGCGGCGGCAGCCUGGGCCGCGCUCAGGAGGAGUGGAGCACCGGCGUGUGGAAGAGCGCGCCGGUGAGGGAGGCAGGGUUCAACGCCGUGGCUCAGACAGCCCAAGGCCCCACUUUGCCUCAGUACCCCACGGCCGUGCCCAGUUAUCCUGACAACAGCCAAUGGUGAUGGCUGGGAGCGGCCUCUAGGGGGGGACAGACGAUCGAUCAUCUCUACAUCGCUGACAGAAGCUCUUCAAAACACUCAACAGUACAGAUGAGACGGAGGUUUUUGUUUUGUUUCACUAAAAGGAGAGAAUAGCUCCGAAGAUUUUUAUUUUAAUUCAAAAGUUUUGCCAUCAAAGCAACCUAAAACUGUUUGGGUGGUUGUCUUCAAAAUAUGCCAUUCUGUUUCUGGUUUGUUUACAUAAAGUUAAUAAAAAAAGAGAGAAAAAUAGUCUUAUGCGAAAAAGAAAAGCUUUGUUUUGAAGGUUUUAAUGAAUUGCAGACAAACACUUUAAAGGUAAAUGAAAAAUGUGUGCCUUAUGGAUCUGUAAAACCACAGGAUGAUUUUUUACAAAGCUACGUGAUGUAGAACGGGGGAUAGGCCGUUUUUAUUUUAGAAUAAGCUUAGUUUGUUGGGAACGCUCCCAUGCUUGCUUUGAUUUCUCACAGUGCGCCUUACUAAUGCAGGAUUUUUUGCAUGUUUAAAAAGCCUUAACUACAGCUGCUUUUUUUUUAGUUGAACUAAUCUUAUGCUUCAGUGAAGCAACUUUUCUGUUGGAUUUCUUACUGAGCACCGAUAGGCCAAAACACAGCUCCUCCCAUUACGUUUCCAAUUGAAAAGUCACAUUGCGUUGUGCCACAGCAUUUUUCUGUUGUUGUUCUCAAGCUGCACGGUUUGCUUUCAGUGGGUGAAAGCACCUUAUCUGCUGCUGCCAUUGCUUCUUUCGCUUUUCUCUAGAUACAGAUUCUGUUAAAGCGAGUUUAAUUACAAUAUGCUUGCAUGUAGUCACAAAAGCAUAGAUUUUUAACUGACUGAUCUCCCGCUGCCAGGAGCCGGACUGACUGAAACCUGCAUGUAUCGACUGAUUAACCUCAGUCCGACUUUGAGUUUGACUCGGCUUUUGUCGCUCCACUACUAUCUGCUCUUUUGUGCGUAAUCAAACUCCAAUCUUGGGCCUGCCUUGACGUCCAAAUCAAAACUGAAAGGAAAAAAAAAAAAAACGUGCCUGCAUUGUACAUUUGACAUUUUAUUUACCUUCUCUUGAUACUGAAGUGUCCUUCCGGGGCGACUGCCAAAUGUAAUGGUUUAAAUCUUCUGUAUUUUGGUUUUCUGAAAAUAAAGUGGUUGUGUGAAAGUUUCCUGUA